UCCCUGAUAAAUGCGCACACACAGAGCCACACACAUCUAGUAUCCAAAAUCCCCAAAACCGCUAAUCUUCCUUGCUUUCUUUUAGCUUUUUAAUUUAAUGGCGGAGGAACAAGUGGUAGUGUCCUCUCCAGAGGCCAGCCCCGCGCCUUCAGAUCACAAGCGCAAGCUCGAGGAGCUGGAGCCUGAAACUCAGACCGAACCCGUGGCUGACCCGCCAGAAGCUGACUCCGAAGAGAAACCCGAGGAACAUGAGCAAGAAAACAGUGUCGAGGCAGGCGCCGAUUUUCCCGAGGCCAAGCGCGCUAGGAUUGAUGAGAAAGCCGAUGGUUUAGCUGGUGAAAAUGGGUUCAAAUUAGAUAGUAAUGAGAAGCCUGUGAAGGAGUAUGCUGUAGAGCCGAAUGUGGUGAGUGCGCAGAGGGAGGAUACAGAGCCCACAUCUGUGGAAGUUCAAGAGACAAUAGAUGAUGAACAGCCCGCUGCUGAGGAUCAUGAGACUGCAGAUAGCCAGAAAGUAUCUGGUGAUGGCUCUGAGGAGGAGAACAUUCUUGAAUCGUCUAAAGCCGAGACCGAGAAAUCCCCUGAAAAGAUUCCUGAACAAGAGGUUGAUGAUUCUGCACUGCAAGCACAACCCACAUAUGAUGAUGGGCAGACUACAUCACGCAAAAUGGAAGUCCCUAAUAACAAGGUUGGAGUUCUUAUUGGUAAGGCUGGGGACACGAUAAGGUUCCUGCAGACCAAUUCGGGAGCAAAAAUCCAAAUCACCAGGGAUGCUGAGGCUGAUCCAAACUUGACAACAAGGCCUGUGGAAUUAAUAGGGACUUUGAGCUGUAUUGUAAAGGCUGAAAAGCUUAUAAAUGCCGUUAUAGCAGAGGCUGAUGCUGGGGGUUCCCCUUCCCUUGUAGCUAGGGGCCUUCCUAGUGUUCAGACUGCUGGCCCAACAGAGCAAAUUGAGAUUCAAGUUCCAAAUGAGAAGGUUGGUUUGAUCAUUGGUAGAGGUGGGGAUACCAUUAAAGGUUUGCAGAACAGAUCAGGAGCUCGUAUCCAGGUACUGAUACCUCAGCAUCUUCCGGAAGGGGAUGGUUCCAAAGAAAGGACUGUACGAGUGACUGGUGAUAAGAGGCAGAUUGAGAUGGCUAGAGAAAUGAUAGAGGAAGUUAUGAAUCAGACUGUGAGACCAUCACCUCACUCCAGCACUUUUAACCAGCAGGCCUAUCGAUCACGUGGACCCAGUGUUCAGCAUCAAUGGGGACCCAGGGCUUCCCAUGCUGCCCACUCAACGCCAUAUGAUUAUCAUCAACGAGGACCAUAUCCAUCCCAAAAUCAACAGUAUACCCAUCCAAUGUAUGGCAAUUAUCCCCCACAGCAAAUGGCACCAAGAAAUAACUUUGCUUCUGGUUGGGAACAAAGAGCUCCAUCUGGCAUGCAGGGGCAACCUCCACGGGGUGGUGGCUAUGAUUACUAUGGCGGACAGGGAGCCCGCUCAUUUGAUCAUUCAGUACCCAGUCAAGUUUCGAAUCCCAUGCAUGGUUUUGGUCAUUCCCCUGCCUCUUCCAUGGGCCCACCUCCAUCCCAGGCUAAUUACAAUUAUGGACAGGCUCGAGAUUCGGAAUAUGGUCAUCCAGCUCCUUAUUCACAGGCUGCGCAUACACAGCAAAGCUAUGGUCAUGGUCAUGGAUAUGAGGAACCGAAGUAUGACAAUUAUGCUCCAACACAGCAUACUUAUGGAGGACAUGGAAGUUCUCAGCCAAUCUACCCACAAACUAGUAGUCAACCAGGUUAUGCAGCAGAACAGCAGUAUAGUAAGCCAGCAUCAUAUGCAAUGCCAUCACAAGGGCCUCCAGCGCACGUCCCUCAGAGACCUACUCAACCUGGGCCUGGGGACAUGCCUUAUCAUGGUGCUGUUCCAUCCGCCCACUCAUAUGGUGCAAAUGUGCCACAGCCACAGCAACAGCAACAACAGUACCCCUAUGCAUCAAGUGCUCCCAUGCAGCAAACAUAUCCUUCAUAUGGCUCAGCACCUGCAGCUGAUGGGUAUAAUCAAGUACCUACUGCAACUGGUCCUGGCUAUCCGGUGCAGGGGGGACAACCAGUCUCUAGUUACGCUCAGCCCGUACAGCAGGCAGCUGCAUAUGGACAGAUGGUUUAUGGACAGUAUCCAUCUUCACAACAAGGCUACACUGAGCAGCCAGUCUCAGCCACUCCAGCCUAUGGUUAUCAAGGGGCACAAGAUCAAGCUUAUGGCAGUGCUGCUGGAGCAACCUAUAGUGUGCCACCAAGCGGGCAGCCAGCUUAUGCUCAAUCAACACCUGCUCAACCAGGUUAUGAUCAGUCUGCUGCACCAUCAGGUGGUUAUGCUGCUGUUCCAACUAAUGCGCCUGCUAGUUAUGGGAAAACUGUGUCUCCCCAACCUGGUUAUCCUCAGUAUGACUCAACACAGAUGUAUGCUGCACCUCAAUAAAAAUUUUGAUUUAGCUUGUAGGUGAGUUUGUGCCAGUGAUUAAUGUAUCUGAUAAAUUAUCCAAUGGUUUUUACUUUUUAGGUCUAUUUUCAGACUGUCGACGAAUCUCCGUUGUUUUUUUGUCUGGAUGAUACUAACUUGUCGUUGCUUCUGUAUUUCCUUGAUCGUAGAUGGUAUAUCUAGUGACUUUCUUGCCU
Messenger RNA from Tripterygium wilfordii, 2655 nucleotides. Its product is annotated as far upstream element-binding protein 2-like. Gene Ontology annotation, cellular component: cytoplasm. NCBI's taxonomy places the organism in Eukaryota, Viridiplantae, Streptophyta, Magnoliopsida, Celastrales, Celastraceae. Gene Ontology annotation, molecular function: mRNA binding. The transcript has 7 exons. The record is from RefSeq and is a predicted model, not a curated record. Bases 98 to 2458 code for a protein of 786 amino acids. Gene Ontology annotation, biological process: regulation of gene expression.